UCUUAUUACACUUCUAGGUUGAUGGAUGUUUGUGCCUCUGCUCGUUCAGACCGCGAGACCAAAGUGACCCUUGUAUUUGAACAUGUGGAUCAGGACUUAAAGACAUACUUGGAUAAAGUCCCUCCUCCAGGCCUUCCUUUAGAGACUAUUAAGGAUCUAAUGAGACAGUUUCUCUCUGGCUUAGAAUUUCUCCACCUUAACUGCAUAGUGCAUCGUGACUUAAAACCAGAAAACAUCUUAGUGACAAGCAGUGGACAGGUGAAAUUAGCAGACUUCGGCUUAGCUCGCAUUUACAGCUGUCAGAUGGCUCUCACACCAGUGGUAAGUUGCCAGUGAAACUGUAGAUAAAUCUUUUAAAUGUGAUUUCUUUAUAAUUUGUUCAGAAGAAAUAUGUUCUAAGAUACUUGCUUUCCUUUGUAUUGUUUAAGAGUGGUGGCUAAGUGUUUUAGUGUAUUUACUUCUAAUUUAUGUCCACAGCAAAGGUAAAAGCAAGAAAGACCAGAAUACCUACAGAUUUUUUUUUUUUUUUUUUUUAAAUGGAUGGCCUUAAACUGAGCAUUUAAUUUUUUUUAUAGUGAUGCAUAACAUUGUUUCCAAUAAAGCAGCAGAAAGUUGGUUAUCAGCCAAUGAUCUGUUGGACCCCUUGGUGGCAGUUCUAUAGUGUUCACAACAGAAAGGAGUUCCGAUGUAAACACUUAGUAAAAAUGAAAUCACGCGAAUACCGAUGCGAUUGUCUGUCUGAUUUCAAGACCGGAAUCGGAUCGUGGGGGACUGCCUACGCUGCUAGGCACGUCCCCCAAGCCGAUAUCUAUG
Bombina bombina (fire-bellied toad) is the source of this 813-nucleotide messenger RNA. Its product is annotated as cyclin-dependent kinase 4-like. Gene Ontology annotation, molecular function: cyclin-dependent protein serine/threonine kinase activity; ATP binding; cyclin binding. Gene Ontology annotation, cellular component: cyclin-dependent protein kinase holoenzyme complex; nucleus; cytoplasm. Bases 22 to 336 code for a protein of 104 amino acids. The record is from RefSeq and is a predicted model, not a curated record. Gene Ontology annotation, biological process: protein phosphorylation; signal transduction; regulation of G2/M transition of mitotic cell cycle. The transcript has 2 exons. Lineage: Eukaryota; Metazoa; Chordata; Amphibia; Anura; Bombinatoridae.